CGGUUGGGGUUUGAUCUGCCCGAGGAUUCUCGGUUUGCAGCGCACGCAGUUAGUGCCGUGUGGCUCUCAGUCGGCGCCUUCACACGGGGAGAAGAACGGGAGGGCGGGCGGACAUGUCUCACAAACAGAUCUACUACUCGGACAAGUACUUCGACGAUGAGUACGAGUAUAGGCAUGUUAUGUUACCCAAAGAACUUGCAAAGCAAGUACCAAAGACUCAUCUUAUGUCUGAAGAUGAGUGGCGAAAACUGGGUGUUCAACAGUCUCUGGGAUGGGUCCAUUAUAUGAUGCACGAACCAGAGCCGCAUAUUCUGCUUUUCCGAAGACCUCUUCCAAAAGACCAAGACAAAUAAAUCUCACUUACUCUUCUGGAAUCUUCUGGGACUUUGUAAAUAUUCUAGUAUUCAGUGAAUACAUAAAAUUGUACAAAAUCAUUCAAAGCUGUGUAUGAGCUGUAUUCUAAACAGCAAUAGAGCUCAUUGUGAUACAGUGGGUUUAGACUAUUUAUUAAAAAAAGAAAUUGUACUAGCAGUCAUAAUGAUGUUUUCUUCCACUAGGAAAUGACCAUGGCUUCUGUUUAUUUUUAUGUGGAUUUUUCUCUUGUCUUCUCUUUCGCUGGUUUCUGUUGUGAAUAAAGUUAAAUGCACCUCUUAUGUGUGAUUUUUUUUUAAAA
Callorhinchus milii (elephant shark) is the source of this 673-nucleotide messenger RNA. Its product is annotated as cyclin-dependent kinases regulatory subunit 2. The transcript has 3 exons. Gene Ontology annotation, biological process: regulation of mitotic cell cycle. Gene Ontology annotation, molecular function: histone binding; ubiquitin binding; cyclin-dependent protein serine/threonine kinase activator activity. The record is from RefSeq and is a predicted model, not a curated record. NCBI's taxonomy places the organism in Eukaryota, Metazoa, Chordata, Chondrichthyes, Chimaeriformes, Callorhinchidae. Gene Ontology annotation, cellular component: cyclin-dependent protein kinase holoenzyme complex; SCF ubiquitin ligase complex. The coding region runs from base 114 to 353 and encodes 79 amino acids.